Molecule: messenger RNA, 991 nt
Organism: Darwinula stevensoni
Lineage: Eukaryota; Metazoa; Arthropoda; Ostracoda; Podocopida; Darwinulidae
Source: the annotation of a GenBank genome assembly
CAUGAAAUCAAUAUGCAGGCACUGUAAUCUCUGUUUUCUUUUUUUCCCAGUCCUGUGUGAUGAGUUUUGUGGAGUGCAGAGUGUUGGCAAUUGACUUACGAGGGCAUGGGGAUACUGUGACGAAGAAUGAUGAAGAUCUUUCUAUUGAUACUUUGUGCAGCAUGGGUGGUGCUGUGGCAGUGCACACUGCAUAUGCGCAAUAUAUCCCCUCACUCAUUGGAUUGGCUGUGAUUGACGUGGUGGAGGGCACAGCUCUCGAUUCCCUCUCUUCCAUGCAGAAUGUCCUACGCUGCAGGCCCAAGGGGUUCAAGUCUGUGGAAGAGGCCAUUGAGUGGUGUGUCCGGAGUGGCCAAGAACCAGCUCACAAGUAUGAGUGGAGAAUAAACUUGUCAAAAACUCAAGACUUCUGGAAUGGAUGGUUUGAAGACCUGUCGAUGCACUUCCUUGAGUGUAGUGUUCCACAGCUUCUUCUCUUGGCAGGGAUAGACCGCCUGGAUAAGGCUCUCACCGUUGGUCAAAUGCAAGGGAAGUUCCAGAUGCAAGUUCUCCCUCACUGUGGACAUGCUGUUCAUGAGGAUGUCCCUGACAAGGUAGCUGAAGUUAUUGCAACAUUUAUGGUCAGACACAAGUUUGCAGAGGAGACUUCUAAUUUCCCAAGGUUGUUUCCUGCAUGUUGAGAGAAAGGAAGAGAGAUAGUUGCAAGAGGCAAUCUUGCAUAUCCCUGAGUGUCAGAGAAGUCUCCGGUGCCAACCGAAGAUCAUGGAGUUCAUGUUCAUCUACUGGAGGAAUUCCAAUCAAGACUUUCCAUUCCCUUGCUCGUUGUUGACCCUGCGCCAAUCUCUUGGAUUUAAACUUGUUUUCCAUUCCCCAAACUUAAAUGUGAGUUGCUUCAGUGUGACAGUAUGGCCUGUUGUAUUUUUCUUGGAAGUAAGGGAUUCCUUUGCAUAACCCCAUUUAUGUAUUCCUUGGUUUUCCCUUUUCCCUAUGCAUC